AUGAGACUAGAGCCUCAAACUCUCUCUUCUUUGUCCACAGAUGAAGAGCUCGACUUAAAACCCGUUGCCUCCGGCAUAUCGGUCGCCACCGCUUCGAGUAGUGGCUUACGUGCGGGUCAUUCAAAGACGAUCCCCGGUAACCUCGUCUUAAAUGGUGGUCACAAUCAGAAAAAUGGCGGUUCAUGCCCGGCCUCCCCGGGUGGUCAAUACCUACGCCACGGACCCGUUAAAUUGCCCGUUAAAGUCACUAAUAUUACGACCGCUCAUCAAGUCUCUGACACUUUAUAUCAGUCUUCAAAGGCGAUAUCGUGUAGCAAUCACGCCUGUAUGGGCUCUAUUAUGUCUCAACCCAUGCCCUCUAAUACUUCGAGAAAUAAAGAGGAUAUACUGGACCAGGCCGUCGAGUUCUUGGAACAGUACUUCAUCCACCUCAAAAAACCAAGUUCAUCGGAAUUGGCGCAAAGGUUGGCCGAAAUAGCGACAGAGAUAGAGCGCACCGGCACUUACCACAUGAGUACUGAAGAACUGCAUUUCGGCGCAAAGACUGCGUGGCGUAAUGCAGCAAGGUGCAUUGGACGCAUUCAGUGGAACAAACUGGAGCUACAGGAUGCCAGACAUGUCCGCACCACUCAAGAGAUGUUUGCCGCUCUCUGUCAACACAUCUCUUUCGCUACAAAUGAAGGAAAUUUGAAAUCAUUCAUAACUGUAUUUCCACAACGAAUUCCCGGGAGAGAUGACUACAGGGUGUGGAACAGUCAGCUCAUCAGUUAUGCCGGCUAUCAACAAGCGGAUGGGUCUGUGAUCGGAGAUCCCGGGCGAGUGGAGUUCACACGAAUGUGUCAGCGACUCGGAUGGAAAGGCAAAAAUGGAAGGUUCGAUGUGUUGCCGAUCGUUGUCUCAGCCCCGGAAGAAGGGGUCAAAUACUACGAGAUUCCGGACGAUAUCAUACUGCGAGUGAAGUUACAUCACCCGCACUAUCAGUGGUUUGAAGGGCUGGGGCUCGAGUGGUACGCUUUGCCCGCCGUCGCGGAAAUGAUGUUUGAUUGCGGAGGUCUUCAGUUCACUGGAUGUCCGUUCAAUGGCUGGUAUAUGGGAACAGAGAUCGGGGCCCGAGAUUUCUGUGACCCCCAGCGCUAUAACAUAACAGAGAAAAUCGCAAAAAUGAUGGAAUUAGACGUCUCUAACGCCUCGACUCUAUGGAAGGAUAAGGCAAUGCUUGAGAUGAAUGUUGCCGUCCUUUAUAGCUAUCAAAAGGCAGGGGUGACUAUCGUCGACCACCACUCGGCUUCCGAGUCCUUCAUUAAACACAUGCAAACAGAGUACAAACAAAGAGGUGGAUGUCCUGCAGAUUGGGUAUGGAUUGUGCCGCCAAUUAGUGGUAGUCUUACGCCUGUCUUCCACCAAGAAAUGCUUAAUUACAAUCUGAGACCGAGCUUUGAAUAUCAGGAUAAGGCGUGGAGGACUCAUAAAUGGAUGACAUCUUCAAUAAAACUAAAAUACAGCUUAACUUCUGUAGCGAAGGCGGCCCUUUGGACAGUUAGGUUGAUGAGUGGAAUUCUAUCCAAAAGAAUCAGAGCUACGAUUCUUUACGCCACAGAAACGGGAAAAUCUGAGAGUUUUGCUCAAAAAUUGGGAAAACUGAUGAAAAUGUCAUUUUCCGUGCAAAUAGUUUGUAUGGAAAACUAUAACUUUGAAAAUCUGUUCAAUGAAUCUCUGGUACUGUUUGUUGUGAGCACUUUUGGCAAUGGAGAGGCACCUGAUAAUGGAAAGGAAUUCUGGAGAAAUGUGAGCAAGGCUAAUCAAAUCCAACAAAACAAUGCCAUGAAAGAAGUGAAAUACGGUGUGUUUGCAUUGGGGUCCACACAAUACCCGUCAUUCUGUGCUUUCGGCAAAAAGAUCGAUAAAUUGCUUCAGAGUUGCGGCGCUACACAAGUGCUGCCCAUAGGACUGGGCGAUGAUCUUCGGGGUCAGGAGCAGACAUUCAACACAUGGGGUCACGAGUGCUACACCUCUUCGUGCGAGAAGUUCGACAUCAAUGUUAAUAACGAGAUAUCGAUCACCAGUUUCGAUGAGAAAGCAUACGAUCACCAAAAGGUGAGAGUGACUGAAGUGUUCGCGGAGACCAGUGAACACCAAAUACAUAAUGAAUUGGCGAGACUUCAUCGCAAGAAAAUCAUUUCGUGUAAAAUUAUAACACGAGUUAGGCUUCAGUCCAAACAGUCUGAGCGACAGACAAAUCUGGUCCGACUCUCACCUUCUAAUCACGUGUCAAAGAAUCUCUUCAAUUACGAACCGGGAGACCAUUUGGCUGUAUUCCCAUCCAAUCCUAAAGAGACAGUCAACGCACUGUUGGGUCACCUGACCAGAAGUGGCUAUAGUGACCCGGACUCUCCCAUCCAAUUGCAGCGACUGAUCGAUGGCAAAUGGGAGGCCGACUCACGACUACCCACCUGUUCGUUAAGAGUUGCGUUCACAAGAUAUCUCGAUAUCAGUUCCCCUCCCAGUCAACGAUUCCUCAAUUACUUGACAGAUAUGGCUAAUGAUAAUUGGGAUUCGUUUAGAAUCGGAAAAUUGGCCAAGGAUAUCGACGACUACGAGAAAUGGAUUCUCUAUAACAGCCCUAAUAUGGCUGAUGUACUCAAUGAGUUCCCGUCCGUUCACGUGGACCCAGAAUUCCUGUUAUCGGAAUUACCUUUAGUACAGCCCCGGUAUUACUCCAUAAGUAGCUCACAGAAAGUGACACCAGACGAAGUACACCUCACUAUGGAUUUGGUUUCCUAUCAUAUCCACGAUGGAAUGGGACCAAAACGGUUGGGCAUUUGCAGCAGUUUUAUCGACAGCUUCCCGGAGACAGACAUUCCCUGUUACUUAAGAAGCGCACCGGCGUUCAGAUUACCCGAUAAUAAGAAACUACCGGUUAUUAUGAUAGGCGCCGGCAGUGGUAUCGCCCCCUUCAGAAGCUUUUGGCUCCAAAGACAGGCAGACCUACAAAAUGGAGAGGAUUGCGGCAAACUAUUCCUGUUCUUCGGGUGCCGUAGCUCUCAAUACGACAACAUCUAUGGCUCAGACUUAACACAACUGACGAGGAAGGGUGUGCUCCACGAGCUCUUCUAUGCCUUCUCUCAAGAAAAGGGACAGAAAAAGCGCUACAUUCAGGACCAGGUAUUCAAACAGAGAGCACUGCUGUAUUGGCUGAUCGCCAACGAAAGGGCGCACAUCUAUGUGUGCGGACACUCACUGAUGGCCGACGGCGUCAAGAAGUCAUUCAAUAAAGUGUUUGAAAGUGAGGGCAAAAUGAAUGAGAGCUCAGCGCAAGAAUUCUUGGCUCAACUCAUCGAUGAGGGCCGAUAUCAUGAGGACGUGUUCGGCCUUUUGCACCGAUGAGUGCACUUAAUGUCA
This is a messenger RNA of Oppiella nova, 3399 nucleotides long. NCBI's taxonomy places the organism in Eukaryota, Metazoa, Arthropoda, Arachnida, Sarcoptiformes, Oppiidae. The record is from the annotation of a GenBank genome assembly.